UGUCAGCUCUAUCAUGCCACAUUCUGUCCACGCGUAUCGAUCGUACAAAGCUUCCUCUUCUUCUUCCACCGUCGAUCUGUCUGUGAUUUUUCAGACUUAAAAUUGUGGACACCGAAUUUUUUCUAGAAUCUCGCGUUUAAUGAAACCACAACCUCAACGCGUUCUAGUAGAUUCAAUCUGCGUGGACUCAGGGAAACAUUGCAGUUCAAGGAUCCCUGCAUUGAAAAAUUGUUUAAUUUUUUAUGCUCUAAACACGGCUUGGAAACCUGGCAUGGGAGUUGUUACUGUUUCUACCUCAGCUGCUAGGACUCCGUUAAGAUUGAGUGCGAAGUUGAUCAGUCGUCAGCAGGCACAUAAGCGACUCUUAAUAGUAGCUUUUAAAGGAAAUAAAUCGAAUAAAACCACUUUGGUUUCACCUCAGGAGCAAAUUCCUCUACCCGUGGAAACGGCAAAGAAACAAAGGAAAAGGAUAGAAAAGAGUAAUGAAUCGCUGAAGAGAGUGAGAGCUGUCUCUACUGAUGAAACCACUCCAUUCACCAUGGUUGUGAACUACAAUGAAGCUGCAGCCAAACUUGAAAAUAUAUACAAACUCAGCUCCGUAUCUGAUGCUUGUAAGACGGAAGAUAUAGAUAGUAAAACAAAGAGAGUAUUCCGGAGGAGGAAGAAGGUUGGUGAUGAACAUGAUGACAGAAAUGAUGAUAAUGUGGUUAGAAACCUGAAUAAGAAGGCCAAACGAUUGAGUCUUGAUAAAAGGAUUGCAUUGAAAAGGAAUGCAAAGGAGAAGGUGGUUGUUCAAGCUCAGAAAAAAAGAGAUGUUAAUAGAGUAGAAAAAAUUGAUGCGCUUAUCAGGGAAUAUUCAGCAUCAACUGAUUUAGUUAGCAUGGACUGGAAGAAAAUGAAAAUUCCGCCAGUUCUUCCUUCUUCAGAACAUGCAUGGUUAUUUAAGUUGAUGGAACCUAUGAAGUUCAUGUCAAAUUCACUUGGGCGUGAAGGAUGUAUAGAGCAGAGGUUGCUCUUAACUGCACUCCUACAAGUGAGAGAAGAUUUACAGGCAGCAGGGAAAGAAAUUUCGGAUGGUGAACUAGCAGAUGCAAAAAGCAUUAGCAUUGUUCAUGUAAGGAAAGCUAUAGAGGUUGGUCAAGCUGCGAGAAACAAGCUCAUAAAGCACAAUCUCCGACUUGUAUUGUUCGUGAUUAACAAAUAUUUUCAAGAUUUUGCAAGUGGUCCAAGGUUUCAAGAUCUUUGUCAGGCUGGAGUUAAGGGACUUAUCACUGCAAUUGAUCGAUUUGAGUCAAAAAGGAGACUUCAGCUAUCUACAUACAGUCUAUUUUGGAUUAGACAUUCAAUUGUUCGUUCCAUAACCCUCUCAAGCUUCACACGUGUUCCUUUUGGACUUGACAGGGUCAGAGCAGAUAUCCAUAGAGCAAAACUCGAGUUAACAUUUGAGCACCAGAGGUCACCUACGGAAGAGGAGGUACUAAAAAGAAUUGGGAUCUCCCCUGAAAGAUAUUAUGAUGUACUGAGGGCAUCAAAACCCAUUCUAUCCCUUCAUUCAAGACAUAUAACCACGCAGGAAGAGUUUAUUAAUGGGAUUACUGAUCUUGAUGGUGUGGAUGGUGAUAAUAGGAGGCAAGUUGCUGUUCUAAGACUUGCUCUUGAUGACGUGCUUGAUUCCUUGAAGCCAAAGGAAAGCUUAGUGAUUAGACAGAGAUAUGGACUUGAUGGCAAGGGUGACAGAACAUUGGGAGAAAUCGCUGGGAACUUGAAUAUUUCGAGGGAAAUGGUUCGGAAGCAUGAAGUCAAGGCUCUCAUGAAGCUUAAGCACCCUGCUCGGUUGGAUUAUCUCCGUCGCUAUGUUGUAUAGUAAAUUGACAAAUGUAUAUAUGCUUCUGCUGCUAUCGUUAUAGUCCAAGUUACCUAUAGUCAUGCCCAUGGUGAUACAUAUUACGAUUAUUUAAGCAUACAAAAUCAGCAUUAGUCAGGUAAUUUGUAUACGGAGUUAUUGGUCAUAAGAAAUCACAACAUAAUGAAUGUUACAUGUAAUGAGUAGUGUUUAUAAAAUUACAUUUUAAAUUACAA
Molecule: messenger RNA, 2079 nt
Organism: Vigna unguiculata (cowpea)
Lineage: Eukaryota; Viridiplantae; Streptophyta; Magnoliopsida; Fabales; Fabaceae
Product: RNA polymerase sigma factor sigE, chloroplastic/mitochondrial-like
Biological process (GO): DNA-templated transcription initiation; regulation of DNA-templated transcription
Molecular function (GO): DNA-binding transcription factor activity
Source: RefSeq, a predicted model, not a curated record